Molecule: messenger RNA, 503 nt
Organism: Toxotes jaculatrix (banded archerfish)
Lineage: Eukaryota; Metazoa; Chordata; Actinopteri; Toxotidae
Gene: rpl35a
Product: ribosomal protein L35a
Exons: 5
Coding region: 103-435 (110 amino acids)
Biological process (GO): ribosomal large subunit biogenesis; cytoplasmic translation
Cellular component (GO): ribosome; cytosolic large ribosomal subunit
Molecular function (GO): structural constituent of ribosome
Source: RefSeq, a predicted model, not a curated record
GCGGACACCUCUGUGCAAGACAAUUACCCAGCAUGCCUAUAGGCCGUCCUUUUCCUCCAUCUUCCCCGUACUGACGGUGAACUCAUCUGGAGAAUACUGACGAUGCCUGGAAGACUGUGGAGUAAGGCCAUCUUCACCGGCUACAAGCGUGGCCUGAGGAACCAGCGUGAGCACACAGCUCUCCUGAAGCUGGAGGGAUGUUACACCAGAGACGAGGUCGACUUCUACCUGGGCAAACGCUGCGCAUACGUCUACAAGGCCAAGAAGAACACAGUGACGCCGGGUGGUAAACCCAACAAGACCAGAGUGAUCUGGGGAAAGGUGACCCGGGCUCACGGAAACAGCGGGAUGGUCCGAGCCAAGUUCAGCAGCAACCUGCCAGCUAAAGCCAUCGGACACAGAAUCAGAGUGAUGAUGUAUCCCUCUCGAGUGUGAAGAGGAGCCGUCGUCUCUGCUGAUGUGGAUGUUGUUUGUACAGAAACAAUAAAAUGAUCAGGUCCAAA